Messenger RNA from Egretta garzetta (little egret), 3081 nucleotides. It is a transcript of the gene DRD1, whose product is annotated as dopamine receptor D1. Lineage: Eukaryota; Metazoa; Chordata; Aves; Pelecaniformes; Ardeidae. Gene Ontology annotation, biological process: adenylate cyclase-activating adrenergic receptor signaling pathway; vasodilation; G protein-coupled dopamine receptor signaling pathway. The transcript has 2 exons. The coding region runs from base 122 to 1474 and encodes 450 amino acids. The record is from RefSeq and is a predicted model, not a curated record. Gene Ontology annotation, molecular function: dopamine neurotransmitter receptor activity, coupled via Gs; G protein-coupled receptor activity. Gene Ontology annotation, cellular component: plasma membrane.
CAAAACUAAAAGAGGAGGAGAAGCGGCCCUGCAUCCCAGAGCAAACAGAGAAUCAGAGGUGAAAGGAAAGGAGCUGAUGUCGUCAUGAAAAUCAUGAUAUGAUUUUCCCUCAGGAGAAACUAUGACUUGGAACGACACCACUAUGGACGGGGAAGGGUUGCUGGUGGAAAGGGACUCUUCCUUUCGGAUCCUGACGGGCUGCUUUCUCUCGCUGCUGAUCCUCUCCACGCUGCUGGGAAACACGCUGGUCUGUGCAGCUGUCAUUAGGUUUCGCCACCUCAGGUCCAAGGUGACCAACUUCUUUGUCAUCUCCUUGGCCGUGUCAGAUCUCUUAGUGGCGGUUUUGGUCAUGCCAUGGAAGGCUGUGGCUGAGAUCGCCGGUUUCUGGCCUUUUGGUUCAUUUUGCAACAUCUGGGUGGCCUUUGAUAUUAUGUGCUCAACAGCCUCCAUCUUAAAUCUCUGUGUCAUUAGUGUGGACAGAUACUGGGCCAUCUCCAGCCCAUUUAGGUAUGAGAGGAAAAUGACACCCAAGGCAGCCUUCAUCAUGAUCAGUGUGGCGUGGACUUUGUCUGUGUUGAUUUCCUUCAUCCCUGUGCAACUGAACUGGCACAAGGCUACAACCACGAGCUUUUUGGACCUAAAUGCCAGUUUACAAGGUAUAAGCAUGGACAAUUGUGAUUCUAGCCUAAACAGGAUGUAUGCCAUCUCCUCUUCUCUAAUUAGCUUCUAUAUACCUGUGGCCAUCAUGAUAGUAACUUACACGAGGAUAUACCGGAUUGCUCAGAAGCAGAUACGACGCAUCUCAGCUUUGGAGAGAGCAGCAGUGCAUGCCAAGAACUGCCAGAACACGAGUGGCAACAGAAGCAGUAUGGACUGCCAGCAACCAGAGAGCAACUUCAAAAUGUCCUUCAAGAGGGAAACAAAGGUUUUAAAGACUUUGUCAGUGAUCAUGGGGGUGUUUGUGUGCUGCUGGUUGCCGUUUUUCGUAUUGAACUGCAUGAUUCCCUUCUGCGAGCCUACCCAACCGUCCAAGGGAGCAGAAGCUUUCUGCAUUAAUUCCACCACCUUUGAUGUUUUUGUUUGGUUUGGGUGGGCUAAUUCUUCCCUCAACCCCAUCAUUUAUGCCUUCAAUGCUGAUUUCCGCAAGGCGUUUUCGACCCUGCUAGGAUGCUACAGGCUCUGCCCUAUGUCCAGCAAUGCUAUAGAGACUGUUAGUAUUAACAAUAAUGGAGCAGUUGUUUUCUCAAGCCAACAUGAGCCCAAAGGGUCCAGCCCCAAAGAGUCUAAUCUGGUUUAUCUGAUUCCCCAUGCAAUUAUCUGUCCAGAAGAAGAACCUCUCAAAAAGGAAGAAGAGGGUGAACUAUCUAAGACCUUGGAGAUGUCUCCAGCACUGUCGGGUAUCUUGGAUUAUGAAGCUGAUGUUUCUUUGGAAAAGAUCAAUCCCAUUACACAAAAUGGGCAGCAUAAAACCUGAACAAUAAGGUUUACCCAGCAAGACCUAAUAGUGUGUAUUGAAAUGACCUUUUAAAGAAAAAAGAUAUACAAGAUUUUUUAGUAAGAAACUAAGCUCUAGGGAGAAAUACACAUUUACACCAAGCCCAGAAUUAAUUUUCCUGGUAUUUGAAGCAAAUUUAACAGUUAGAACAAUAAACAGAAAAAAAAGAUACUGAAAAUUGGCUAAAAAAGGGAUAUUAAACUGUGCUCAGUUCAUACUGAGGAAAAUACACAAAUUUGGAUACAGUGCAGUGAGAAAGAAAAUAUUGCUUCUUCUCCACACAGAGAAACCAAUUUCUAGCUUAAAAUGAGGCAAAAGAUAAAUGUUAAGUAUUUAAAGAUUAAUGUUUACUAGAAGUUAAAUGAUUGCUGUGUCUCGUGAUAGUGGGUGUUAACAGGUCCUAAUUAAAGACUGAAGGAUUGUAAAGGUAGGUAGAUGCCUUCUUAAAAUUAUUUCUGACAAAUAAUUGAGCCUUAUAACUAGAAUGGUUAUUUUUAAAGCUUUGGGAGGUAAUAUGUUGAUACUGGUUUUAUUUAUUUAUUGUUUUAAAUUGAUAUUUUUCAUAUGUUAUAACAGAUCUAGCUUUAUUUAUGUUAUUUAAGACGUCUAAAUAAUGGGAUAUUUUUGGAGUGUCAUAACUGCAUUUUGACCAGUCAACCAGUCAGCACUUUAUUACAAGCUCUGAUAGUCUGGAGAGCCAUUGAGGGAAAUGAAGGAAUGUUAAGCUCAGCAAGAAAUGAAGGAAUCAACAAAACCGAUGCUGUGUGGAGUUCGUUUGCUUGUGGGCUUUUUUGUUUUGUUUUAAGUGGGAUUUCUUUCAAAAGAUAGGACCAGCGUUGACUGAGUUGUGAAUUCUCUUCCCUUAUAGAAAUAAAAGAAAUUGCUGCUAUUUAUUUUUAAAAAAAGUUUCAUGUUACAAAGACUUUGCUAGAAUGUCAAGUUUGUGGAUCUGUAAAUACCUUAAAUAUGACUACAACCUUAAGAAGAAUCCAAUUUGAGAAGAAAAGCUUCUUAGAUAACAAUUCUUAGUAUAUAAUGUUUUGUAUUUAUGUAAGAUAAACAGCUUUCUCAGACUUUUCUUAUUUCAAGUCUUGGAUAUCUUUUCUGAACAAACACGAUUGGUUAUAAUGGUAGUAAACAUGCCAACCCUCCUCAUCAUUCGUACUGCAGUACCACCAGGAUCAUGCUGUCUGUCUGCUCCUGCAUCACAGUCAGAAUUAAAAAGUAAGGUACCUAGUGCUUUACUUUGGAAACUGGGAGGACAUUACAUUUUAGUAAUUACCAUGUCAACAGUCCAUUCAAUAAGGAAUAGUGCCUCAUGACCAUUUGGGAUUAAGACGUUUCUAAAUAUGGAUGGAACUGCAGCCCCCACCUCAAAAACGUCCUGCGAGCUCCAAAAAAGUUGCCAAUGUUUAAUUCAAAAAACUGCUACUUUUCAUUGCCCUUCCCUUCUGCUUUCCCUUUGUAAUGCCAAAAGCAAUGGGUGAACGUUAGCAACAGGAACACUGGGUGUUAAUAUUCAGCAGCAUUCAAGGAAAGCUAUUUGUUUUCUGAGUGGGAGAAAAUACCCUUUGGAGCAAUUUUUC